AUGAGGGUAAAGCACACGAGAUCCGGGCUCCGAAUUCCAUUGCUGAACGCUAAUGACGCUUUCUUCUACGGCCCGAUCACCAUCGGCAACCCGCCUCAAACAUUUUUGAUGGACUUUGACACGGGCUCCGAUCUGACCUGGGUUUCCUGCAGAUGCAAGGCCAACUCUCCGCAAUGUUUGCGCAGGAAUCAGUUCUUCUGCGAGGGUUCCUACACAUGUCGGGGUACUUCAAAAUUCUAUGAAAUCGUCUACGGAUCGGGCUCGGUGGACGGCAACUGGAUGGCGGACAAAAUUUGUAUCGGUCCAAGCUUCUCCGGAUUCUGCACGGAUUCGUCGCAAAAAUUUCUUUGUGGCCGUAGUGUCAAUGGUGACUUGGCGGACUCUGACGGAACCGUUGGGUUGGCCUAUAAUUUCGGCACGCUCGGCGCGUCUCCCCUGAGGUUCAUUUUUGCCGAGCCCUACUGCAAGCACAAGAUGUUUUCCAUCUGGAUGGGGAAAUCGAUGGAGCAUCGGGGUGGGGAGUUGACGAUCUGCGGGGCAAACCCUUCGCGGUAUACGGGACCAAUCUACUGGGUGCCGAUCCUGCGUGAUGAUCCAUUUUGGACAAUUCGAGUGCACCGCGUUGCAAUUGACGGGUUUACGGUCUGGCGGCCCCCUAAAGCGAGAAAACAUUAUGCCAUGAUUGACUCCGGUGCUUCAUUAAUGGAUAUAGGCGCAGAUGCUUUUUCCCAGAUUCGUCAAUUUAUUCCGGAUGAGGAGUGUGAUCCGGAUCGGUUGCCGAAUAUUGUUUUCACCCUCGGGCCUGGGCUGAACUUCAUCUUCAGGCCGAGGGACUACAAGGCAUUUUAUACCCCAACGCAAUGCUCGUGGCUCAUGUUCGGAACUCGUCAUGGCAACCGUUGGAGCUUCGGCACCUCCUUCAUCGAGCGCUUCUACACCAUCUUCGACUUCAAGCACGCCCGCCUUGGAUUUGCCGAAUCGAUU
Molecule: messenger RNA, 984 nt
Organism: Mesorhabditis spiculigera
Lineage: Eukaryota; Metazoa; Nematoda; Chromadorea; Rhabditida; Rhabditidae
Source: the annotation of a GenBank genome assembly